AUGGCACUGCGUACUGCUAAUUAUGAUGCGAUCAAUCACUGGGAAUAUCGUCUGCGCUACUCGCGGGCAUUCGCAACCGAGGGCGAACUUCAUUCGACACGAUACUGCGAUGACAGAUAUGAAUACAAACACGUGACACUUACAAAAGAGCAGCAGUACAUAGUCUACCGGCAAGCUUUAGAACGGAGCAAGGGCAGGCUUCUACAUGAGGAUUUUAUCGUCACCACACUACGGAUUAGACAAACACCCGGAUGGGAACACUAUUACGUCUAUCCGCCCAAUCCCCAGGUACUCUGCUUGAGACGACCAAAGAAACGCAAUCCAUUGGGGACUAUAGAUCUGUUUGACGGCGGUGCAAGCCUCAGAAACAGUUAUAUGCCACAGGGUCUCCCUGGAUGGCCGUCAUUAGUUGCCGAGGAAAACCACCGAAGAACUAAUGAAGAGUUACACAUCACAGAAGUGUUAGCACAUUCAUACAAUAACCAUACCAGAUAA
This is a messenger RNA of Babesia sp. Xinjiang, 495 nucleotides long. It is a transcript of the gene cks1, whose product is annotated as Cyclin-dependent kinases regulatory subunit. The transcript is spliced from 4 exons. The record is from RefSeq and is a predicted model, not a curated record. Bases 1 to 495 code for a protein of 164 amino acids. Gene Ontology annotation, molecular function: cyclin-dependent protein serine/threonine kinase regulator activity. Lineage: Eukaryota; Apicomplexa; Aconoidasida; Piroplasmida; Babesiidae.